AUGACCGAGCGCCGCAGCCGCAGCAGCGAGAGGCGCCACAGCCGCAGUCGCCGCCGCUCACCGAGCCGCAGCCCGCGCAGAAGACGCAACGAGAAGCACCGACGCCAUGACGCACACGAGGGAGCGGAAGGCGCGGAGAAACAGAAGCUGGAGAACCGCGAGGAGGUUGAGCACAGGUCGCGUAUGUGGACGGUGGUGGACUCUGACGAAGACGACGAUGGUGCCAGCAGCUCCAAGGCUGAGGACAGGAAGAGCCGCGACAGAACGCACGAAAGCGGCAGCCACAGACAUCGCCGCCGCCACUCGAAGCGCCGAUCGCGCUCCUCGUCAUCCUCGUCCUCUUUCGAGUCGAGCUCCGACUCGGGGUCUGAGAGUUCGGACAGCUCGGACGACGAGCGGUCGCGUCGGAAGCGGAAGCACAAGCGCAGCAGCUCGCGGAAGGACAAGAAGCGGCACAAGAAGGACAAAAAGAAGAAGGGUAAGAAGAGCAAGAAGGACGGCAAGAGCGGUAAACGCGCUGUGAACCAGGACGAGUACGGCAAGUAUGGCAUUCUGCGCGAGUCGGACUUCCACUCCAAGAGCGUUUCGUUCCAGGCGUGGCUGCGUGACGUGAAGAAGAUGGGCGAGUUCAAUGGACCGAAGUGGGAGGCCAUGGAGCUGUUCAAGGAGUACAUGGAGGACUACAAUACGUGCACACUGCCCCAUGAGAAGUACUACGACAUUGAGAAGUACGAGAUGAAGCGCUACCAGAAGCAGCAGCGCAAGGCCUAUGCGAAGCAGAAGGGCGCGUCGGACAAGGCUCUGGGCGCGCUGGCGGACGAAGAGCGUGUGCGUCGCGAGCGCCAAGCAGCGCGCGAGAAGAAGGAGCAGGAAGAGUUCCGUCUCGUGCUGCAGCUCAUGGACAAGGACAAGAUCGAGGCCAUGCGCGAGCAGGAGCGUCUCCGCGCGCAGAUGCAACUGCACUACAAGUCAGGAAACGUCGACGAGGCCCGUCGGCUCGAGCAGAUCCUCAACAAGGUGGACGAGGACCCGCGCUUCAAGCGCUGA
Phytophthora sojae is the source of this 1047-nucleotide messenger RNA. RefSeq lists its product as hypothetical. NCBI's taxonomy places the organism in Eukaryota, Oomycota, Peronosporomycetes, Peronosporales, Peronosporaceae. Bases 1 to 1047 code for a protein of 348 amino acids. The transcript has 2 exons. The record is from RefSeq and is a predicted model, not a curated record.